GAGACCGGAGGGCUGGCGGAGGCCAGCUGGUGACGAGAGAGCCCGGAGGCGCGUGGGGCUGUGUGCGAGAGCCGGAAGAGUCCAGCCAUGCCUCACAGCUCUGACAGCAGUGACUCCAGCUUCAGCCGCUCUCCUCCGCCUGGCAAGCAGGACUCCUCCGAUGACGUGAGAAAAGUUCAGAGAAGGGAGAAAAACCGCAUCGCUGCCCAGAAGAGCCGGCAGCGGCAGACACAGAAAGCCGACACCCUGCACUUGGAGAGCGAGGACUUGGAGAAACAGAACGCGGCUCUACGCAAGGAGAUCAAGCAGCUCACGGAGGAGAUGAAGUACUUCACGUCGGUGCUGAGCAGCCACGAGCCCCUGUGCUCCGUGCUGGCCACCAGCGCGCCCUCGCCCCCUGAGGUGGUGUACAGUGCCCAUGCCUUCCACCAGCCUCACGUCAGCUCCCCGCGCUUCCAGCCCUGAGCGUCGGCACCGGGAGCCAGCACAGCCCCGGCCCCCACUGGCCCGCCAGGCCUGGAAGGGCAUACAGACUGUGGCCUCGCUGCCUUGCCCCUCCCAGCACUCCCUGUACCUGGAGAGCCGGAGGAAGGACGGAACAGAAGAGGGCUGUGGCGGCCCGAGGGGCACGAGGCCUCCCAGCCUUGGGGCAGCUGUCAGCUUGGGCCGGACCGUGGAGGUGGGAGGCCGAGCCCGAGGAGA
Lepus europaeus (European hare) is the source of this 702-nucleotide messenger RNA. RefSeq names its product basic leucine zipper ATF-like transcription factor (gene BATF). Gene Ontology annotation, molecular function: DNA-binding transcription factor activity, RNA polymerase II-specific; RNA polymerase II cis-regulatory region sequence-specific DNA binding. Gene Ontology annotation, cellular component: nucleus. Bases 88 to 465 code for a protein of 125 amino acids. The record is from RefSeq and is a predicted model, not a curated record. NCBI's taxonomy places the organism in Eukaryota, Metazoa, Chordata, Mammalia, Lagomorpha, Leporidae. Gene Ontology annotation, biological process: regulation of transcription by RNA polymerase II. The transcript is spliced from 3 exons.